Drepanopeziza brunnea f. sp. 'multigermtubi' MB_m1 is the source of this 2187-nucleotide messenger RNA. The record is from RefSeq and is a predicted model, not a curated record. Lineage: Eukaryota; Fungi; Ascomycota; Leotiomycetes; Helotiales; Drepanopezizaceae.
AUGAGCCUCAACAAGCGUCCUAGAAACGAUCAAGAUCACGAUACUGCAUCUUCGGCUGACCAGCGACCGGCCUCCAAGCCACAGCUAACCCGAGCGUGCGCAGAAUGCAAAAAGCACAAGAUCAAAUGCUUCGUCCAGCCAGGGGCUGAGGCUUGCCGGAAAUGCCAAAAGAGUGGAAUCCAAUGUGUCCCUCAUAACCUGAAACAGAAGUUCAUAGAGGAAGAUACAGCCUGGAAGUCCCAGGCAAGCGCACAAAUCGACCAGCUCAAAGCCGCCGUCGCACAGUUGCUGCAGCAAAGCAACCUGCCGAGCCUCUCUGGCUACCAGACCAAUCUUGGUUUGAGCCGACAGACCGUCAGAGAUGCUCCUAUCUUCCCGGAGACGGCUUGCAACUAUAACACCGCUGGUGCUGUAGGCAACUUUACAUCUGAGGGUUCGUCGGCUUUACACAGGAAGGAUGAUUCAGAUCUUGUGCCUUUGCCGAUGAACAACCUGUACAGCCUUACCGACCCUGGAAAAUCUCGACUGAUCCUCGUCGACUCCUCACUCGUAAGCGUGGAUCUCGUUAAUUCGUCCUCACGCAGCUUCGGCUGCUUCAAGACCAUGGGAAACGUCGUGAAUUCUCGCCAUACGGCUACUCUGCUGGCUCGAUACUUUAUCAGCCGUGGCGUAGUCUCCUUGGCCGAAGCGGAGUUUCUCUUUGCGCAUUUCCAAAGUCGCAUCAACCCGCUUCUCUGGAACGGUAUUCUCUGCUCCCAUAAAACGCUGGCUACAGCGCGGGAGUCUUCCUCGCUCCUAGUUGCCACGGUACUCACCGUCGCAGCACUACACAUGCCGAACCGAGAGCAGUCUCUGCGCGCUACGUACGAUGCAUUUGUGAUGCUGAUGCGAGAUUCGUGCAUGCUCCGCAGCCAGAAUCUGGACGACAUUCGGGGCCUGUGCAUUGGCGCCUUCUAUCUCACGAGCCUCAGUUGGGCCUUGUGCUCACGGGCUGUUCGAGUAGCAACGGAGAUGAACCUACACAAGUCAUCCUUGCAGUUUGCUCGGGGCUCACUUGCUUCCUAUGAACGUGUCAGGCUUUGGUACGUGCUAUACGUCUGCGAUCACCAAUUCGCUCUUGCUUACGGACGUCCGCCCAUGAUGCAUGAUUGUGCGGCCAUCAGAAAUGCAGACAAGCUGUUGACGAGCGAGCUAUCUUCCGAAGGGGACCGCGGGCUGGUGGCUCAGGUUAAGCUCUUUCGAAUUCUGGCCGGUUGCUACUUCAUGUAUGGAUGCGAUGCUGAUCUUGAGCUCAGUGGGCAAGAUUUUGAAAUCCUUCAGUCUCUCAAUAUUCAGCUCGACCAGUGGCGACUCGAGCAUCAGCCGAAGAGCGUCGAUACUUCGAGAGACCCUCUCCUACCAUCGAAGGGGAUCACGUUAUAUUACCACCUAGCCCGCUUCCAGCUCAACUCACUAUCUCUCAGAGGAAUAUCUGCAAGCCGAGGACCCGGAGGUCCUGCUAUGAACUGGGAGAGACAAGAAGCUGCCAACAAUGCAAUUGCGGCAGCGACUUCUACCAUGAGACUCCUGAUGAUCGAAGACAGCCAGCUGCGCGACGCACAGAUUGGAAUGCCCAUCUUUGUGCAUGCGAUGAUCGCCGUUUGCGCGUCUUUCCUCCUCAAGAUGGCAGUGGUGUUCUGCGAGCCAGCGGGCGUCAACAAGGCUCUCCGUCUGCCGAGAGAUCUGGCCAAGUUCGGCUUGAACUUCCACACGGAAAGCGUAUUGCGGGAGGUGGAAGCACUGGUUGGUAUGCUGAAGGCUAUGGCGGAUAGAGCUAGUCAACAGCACGUUGCCGGUCACGUCGUGACAGGUCUACGAGAACUGCUACAGAGAUUCUCUCCCGGUCCCGAGCCGAGCACUUACCUCUAUCCGCGAGGAGCUGAAUCAACCGGCUCGGCUCCUGGUGUCCACGCACAGAACAGCAACUCGAAUGCCUCGUGUGACGACGCAUUUGUCACUGGCCAAGCAGACACCACGAGUUGCGGCGCAACCAUCACACAACUACCAGGCGGGCAAGACGGUGCAUGGACGCAAUCUAUGUCGUUGGGUCAUCAGCAAGAUCCAUUCGAUCUCCUGGGAGGAGAUCUAGAUUGGCGCUUCAAUGAUGCUUUUCUCCUGGGCAUUCAGACAGAGGACUCGUAUAUGUAA